Messenger RNA from Neoarthrinium moseri, 621 nucleotides. RefSeq lists its product as uncharacterized. The transcript is spliced from 2 exons. Gene Ontology annotation, cellular component: membrane; cytosol; cytoplasm. The coding region runs from base 1 to 621 and encodes 206 amino acids. Gene Ontology annotation, biological process: ceramide transport; intermembrane lipid transfer. The record is from RefSeq and is a predicted model, not a curated record. Gene Ontology annotation, molecular function: ceramide 1-phosphate transfer activity; ceramide 1-phosphate binding. NCBI's taxonomy places the organism in Eukaryota, Fungi, Ascomycota, Sordariomycetes, Amphisphaeriales, Apiosporaceae.
AUGUCGGCUCUCGUCAUCCCCCCCGGCGGCACCAUCCUCGACACCUUCAAGGAGUCCUUCGUCAACGUGCCCGUCAACAAGGACAACGACAACGCCGUAUCCACCACCCAGUUCCUCAACGCCGCCGAGUCCCUGACCACCAUCUUCGACGCCCUCGGCUCCGUCGCCUUCUCCCCCGUCAAGUCCGACCUGAACGGCAACAUCAAGAAGCUGCGCGAGCGCCAGCUGGCCGCCCCCGCCGAGUCCGAGACCGUCCAGAGCCUGGUGCUCAACGAGCUCAAGACCAAGAAGCACGUCGCCACCGAGGGCCUGGUGUGGCUGGUCCGCGGCCUCGACUUCACCUGUAUUGCGCUGUCCCAGAACGUCGCCAAGGAGACCGAGGAGCUGGCCGACUCGUUCCGCAAUGCCUACGGCUCGACCCUCAAGCCCCACCACAGCUUCCUCGUCAAGCCCGUCUUCAGCGCCGCCAUGAGCGCCUGCCCCUACCGCAAGGACUUCUACCUCAAGCUGGGCAGCGACCCCGAGAAGGUCAAGACCGAGCUCCGCCCCUACCUCAAGGCCCUGGAAGACAUUGUCGCCAUCCUCAAGGGUUUCUUGGACCGCAAGGAGGCCAAGUGGUAA